GUUGCUGCGGUCGAUUUCUGGCAACUGCGCGUGAAUCUCCGAUACGAACUUCAUGCUUUCAUGCGUCAGCAAGAUAAAGACACAAAAUCGACCCAAAUUACGCGUAAACAAACUGAUACAUGUGAUGGAAGAGUGAAUUAGUGUGAAGUAGAGGUGAAUACGAGCAAAUGCGAGUCGAUACAGACGGUCCUUCUUCGAGUCGUGCAGCUUUCUAUGCAUUGUCGUCGAUUUUUCUUUAAAUCGCGUUGACAUGAACGUGAGUAUCGUACCGCGACGUGUCGUAGUUGACACCUAAUCGAAUCAUCGACUCCGCCACCGUGUCCUCCACUUCGUGCUUUCUCGUCGCUCAUUGUCCUGGGCAUUUAAUCAAUAUGUCAGACGUGAAGAGCCUUGAACAUCCGACAUUAAAGGUGCCAUAUGAACUUCUGAACAAGAAGUUUCGCUCUGCUCAGAAAACUCUUGAUAGAGAAGUAUCACAUGUUCAGGCGGUAUCUAACGAACUUGAGAAAAGCCUGAAAACCGAUGGAUCUUAUGUAGCAACUGGAGAAAUCAGUAAAUUGCUUGGUGGUGUAGUUGCCAGGCUUCAAGUCUUAAAGCGUAAAGCUCAGGAAUCUAUAGCGGAGGAGUUGCAAGCAGGCAUGGUGUGCAAGAGAAGAUUGGAUCAUUUAAAAGAUCAUGCUAAUACCUCUCCAAGUGCUGUAAAUCAAUGGAGACGACAGAGAUUAGACAGAAUGCUAGUGGAAUAUUUUCUUCGCAAGGGAUAUUACAAAACGGCAACUAAAUUAGCAGACAGCAGUGAGCUUAGGGAUUUAACUAAUAUUGAUGUAUUUAUGGUAUCGAGGGAAGUGGAGAAAUCUUUGGCCAAUCACGAAACAGCGAGAUGCAUUGGUUGGUGUCACGAUAAUCGUUCAAAAUUAAGAAAACUAGGCAGCACUAUGGAAUUCAAUUUGCGCGUGCAAGAAUUCAUCGAAUUAGUGCGAACCGACAGACGACUCGAUGCGGUAAAGCACGCUCGCAAGUACUUUGCCAACUAUGACGAUUAUCAGCUACAGGAGAUUCAGUGUUGCAUGGGGCAGUUGGCUUUUCCAGCCCAGGCAUACUUAAGUCCCUACAAAGAUUUACUUGACGAAAAGAGAUGGGACAAGCUGAUCGAGACAUUCCGGCAGGAAAACUACAGACUAUUUCAGUUAGCGAGCCAGAGCGUAUUCACCGUAGCUUUGCAAGCUGGCCUAUCGGCUCUCAAGACUCCCCAAUGUUACAGCGCAAAUAAAGAGGGCCGAAAUCCGAGCUGCCCAGUUUGCAAUGAAGCGUUAAACGAAUUAGCCGCACCGUUGCCUUUCGCUCAUUGUUCACAAUCGCGACUCGUUUGCAGCAUAAGCGGGAAACCACUAAAUGAAUAUAAUCAGCCCAUGAUGAUGCCGAACGGAUAUGUCUAUGGUGAACAAGCAUUGGAAAAAAUGGCUCAAGAAAAUAAUGGUACAGUGAUCUGCCCGAAGACCAAAGAAGUAUUUCCAUAUAAAAAGAUCGAAAAGGUUUAUGUAAUGUAAACUUCUAAAUUGACACAAAGUAUAUAUAUACACGUUGUACUAUAUGCUUAAUGCUUAUAGCCCUCUUCUUGCUCCAAUCUUUCUGUUAUUUAAUAAUUGUAUACUACUGAUAUUACUGGAACAAAAUAAUAUCUAUUUUUAAGGAAAA
This is a messenger RNA of Solenopsis invicta (red fire ant), 1695 nucleotides long. RefSeq names its product E3 ubiquitin-protein transferase MAEA (gene Kaz). Gene Ontology annotation, cellular component: GID complex; nucleus; cytoplasm. NCBI's taxonomy places the organism in Eukaryota, Metazoa, Arthropoda, Insecta, Hymenoptera, Formicidae. Bases 372 to 1547 code for a protein of 391 amino acids. The transcript has 5 exons. The record is from RefSeq and is a predicted model, not a curated record. Gene Ontology annotation, molecular function: ubiquitin protein ligase activity; protein binding. Gene Ontology annotation, biological process: proteasome-mediated ubiquitin-dependent protein catabolic process.